AUGCCUCCCAAUCCUAACCCUUCCCCACCGAAGACCAGACCUAACCCCUCCCUACUGAAGACCAAGCCUCCCAACCCUUCCCCACUGAAGACCAAGCCUCCCAACCCUUCCCUACUGAAGACCAGGCCUCCCAAACCUAACUCUUCCCCACUGAAGACCAGGCCUCCCAACUCUAACCCCUCCCCACUGAAGACCAGGCCUCCCAACCCUAACCCUUCCCUACUGAAGACCAAGCCUCCCAACCCUUCCCCACUGAAGACCAAGCCUCCCAACCCUUCCCUACUGAAGACCAGGCCUCCCAACCCUAACCCUUCCCUACUGGAGACCAAGCCUCCCAACCCUAACCCUUCCCUACUGAAGACCAGGCCUCCCAAACCUAACCCCUCACUGAAGACCAGGCCUCCUAACCCCUGCUCACUGAAGACCAGGCCUCCCCACCCUAACCCUUCCCCACUGAAGAUCAGGCCUCCCAACUCUAACCCCUCCCCACUGAAGACCAGGCCUCCCAACCCUAACCCUUCCCUACUGAAGACCAGGCAUCCCAACCCUUCCCCACUGAAGACCAAGCCUCCCAACCCUUCCCUACUGAAGACCAGGCCUCCCAACCCUAACCCUUCCCUACUGGAGACCAAGCCUCCCAACCCUAACCCUUCCCUACUGUAG
This is a messenger RNA of Oncorhynchus kisutch (coho salmon), 663 nucleotides long. Its product is annotated as extensin-like. Lineage: Eukaryota; Metazoa; Chordata; Actinopteri; Salmoniformes; Salmonidae. The coding region runs from base 1 to 663 and encodes 220 amino acids. The record is from RefSeq and is a predicted model, not a curated record. The transcript is spliced from 3 exons.